AGACAGGCAUGGGAGAGGCACAGGGUCCUCUUGGUGAUGGGCAGGGCCUGGCAUGCACGCAGAAAGGCUUGACUGCAACCCAGAUGCCCACUCCUGGCAAAUAUAGAAGUCACGCAGCAUCAGGGACCCCAAUCCUCCUCGCGCGCUGUCGACACUCUACAUGUAAUUACUGUGCCAACUACGUCAAGAGCGCAUAUCAGGGUCCCUUAUAUCAAUCACCCGGUGCCCUUCCUUACCCUCGAUCUGGGCUGGACCUCGAUCUUGGCUUUUCUUCCCAUCCACCACCUCAGUCAAUGUUCAAGACAAUUGUGUUGUUGACACAACUUGACAGACACAAGACACACAGUCACCAGACCACAGCACCUACACACACACAACCACAAUGGCCACCAAGCAUCGUCUCAGGCGCUCCUGCGCCUUCUGCCGUGCCCGCAAGAUUAAGUGCUCCAACGAGACAAUUUGCGAGGCGUGCCGCAGGCAAGGCGCUGACUGCAUCUACGACUUUGAGCCGCCCCGGCCCAAGGCUCGUGGCAGCAUGGACACCACACGCUCCGAGUCCAUUCCCAGCCUUCGUCACGACCUCUCGCCUCUCAUGGGCCGGCAGCGAUCCAACACGGGCAGCUCAAUCAAGGGGAGCCCCAUUAUGGGAGGCGGUCUCGUAGAAGAGCCAUUGACCUCCGAGGAUGGCGACAAUGUGGCCUCCAUUCUUGACCUCGCCUUCUUUGACAACUUCACGGCCAAUGCGCCGGCACGCACAUCCCACCCUCACCCUGACGGCAUGGUCAGCCAGUACGGCGACUCGGCCAAGUUCUCCAGCAUCCUCUCCCUGCUGAGCCAUGACCUCGUGGGGCUGUCCGCCAACCAGAUGGGCUCGCUCGGCUGCUCUCACGUCGAGGACGGCAACGCAUCGUUUUUUCUAUCUGGGCUCGACAAAGACGAGACGCCCACCAUGUUCGACAGCACGCCGCCGCCUGCCACCAACCCCGUCACAGAGUACGGGCAGCGCCAGCAGACGCAACUCAUCGACGUCUGGUACUCCUCCCACCCUCUAUCCUUCCUAGUCUCCAAGACGCUCCUCCUCAGGGAGCUCCGUGAUGGCACCCACGAUGAGGUACUCCUAGCCGUCAUGCUCGCCGAGGCCAACUUUACCAUUGGUGGCGAGGCCGCCAACACCCGUGGUCGGGCCCUGCUCCAGCAUGCGCAGGCGCAGCUGCACACCCGCCCAUUCCAGACCACGCAGAACACUGGCAUCGUCACCGACUCGGGCACCGUUGUCUACAGUGGCAUUUCGACACGAAUUUUCAGCGGCAUCUCCACGGCGCAAGCUCUCAUGUUGCUCGGGUGGCACGCCAUGACCGAGUCGCAGUUCCGAAGGGCCAUCACAUACAUCCAGCUGGCUGGACGCAUGGCUAGUGACCUCAAGGAGCAGCUCGUGGCCACAGACGGCAUGCAGCUCUCGAGCCGCAUCAAUGGCAUUGACGUCUACGACGUGGAGAAGGAGCUGAUUGACUACCUGUACUGGACCACCUACACCCUCACUCUAUGGGUCUACGUUCAGACUGGCCGCGGCUACUUUGCUUCUCAGUCGCCCACGGUCCUCACCAGCAUCUUCCUGCCCGCCACCGAAGACGCGUCCUCAGCCAUUCAGCUUGACCUCAUCUCUGAGAACGUCAACACUCUCCAGAAGCAGAAGCUCACCAUCAAGGAGAUGUGGCCCCUCGCCCACAUUGGUAUUGCCGUCGCCCACGCCUGCGGCUUCCACCCUCUUCAGCAUGGUGUCCCCGCCGCCAAUGUCAUGCAACGCUGCCGGGAUACAAACAGGUUCCUCGUGGACACCACGCGCGACCUGAACAAGAAGGGCAACAACAUGUCCUCGACGGCCAUGGUCCUCACCAUCUACCACACCCUCGCCGUCCAGUACCUUUUCCCCAACCUGGCAGGCCAGGAGAUUGCGCGGCCCGACAUCGUCGAGCGCAUGUGCUACUCCAUCGAGGAGGUCCUCCAGGUGUUUGGCGUCGUCUCGGUCCAGCCCAAGGACGCCCUCAGCAUGACACCUUCGCUGCAGGCCUCCCUCCCCGCCGUCUUCGGGAUGGCUCUCGACACCUGCUCGCGUGCGCUGCGCGCGCUGCGUGGAAAGCGCCAGUCCAGUGGCAUCGUCACCGACUUUCCCUCGGCGCAGGUGUACGCGCCCACCAUCCAGACCAUGGCCUCUCGCCUCUACCACAUGAGCAAGAGUGACUUUCUCCACCAGUCCAGCAGUCUCCGCAUGAUCCGCAAGCAGCUCAAGGGAUCGUCUCGCAAUCACAUUUCAUCCCGAGCUUCAGUAUCGGGCAGUGAGUCUGACGGCUCCCUGACCAUGUCGCCGUCGAGCGACGACCUGUCCACCGCGACCACGCCUGAGAUGGACGGACAGGCUGGCUUCGUCUCGCCCAAGGACAUGACGACGAUGCCAUCGCCCAAGAUGAUGCACCAGCCCUCCUUUGAUGCCGGGCCACAGCCUCACAUGGUGCCGCCGAAACAGCAAGCCUGGCCCCCCGUCAUGGAGACCACCGCCGCUCCCCACGAGCUGAUGUACAACGCCAUGGACACCAAUGCGCUCGGCAUCCAGUCGCGCGAGGACCUGAGCCUCUCGGGGAUGGUUGAUCUCCAGCACGCCUGGCUGCCUCAGAUGCCUCCCCUGACGGAGGCGGACAUGAACAACUUCCAGUGGGACUGGAACGCGCAGAGCCUCAAGCAGGAGCCUACGAUUGCACCGACUGCUGUGUGGUCUGACAUGGAUAUGGUGCUGUGAGCAGUUCGCUUCCAUGGUCUUUCCAUCUUGGCUGGCUUGUCGAUCCCUCUUACGAUUUAAUACAGGGGUCUUUUGAUACCAUCUUCUUCGAUUUCACUUGAUACAUUUUCAAGAUUUUCUUCUUCCUUUCUUCUUCUUUUUUACAAGACUCCAGCCACUGGUUUAGACAAAGAACGGGCUGAUGGGAUUUUCUUUUGGCGUAUGGAUUACUGAAUCACGUCCCAAAGAGUAGGACACACUGUAUGAUUGGGAACAACGACUGGUAAUGAUAUCCAUGGGGCGCAACGGAUGGGAUUGACGGGAAGACGUGAUUAGGAUUUCACGAUCUAUUCGUUAUUGGGUUUACUUUUACGGGCACGCAAAUGCGGAAUACACAAGCGCUCUGGAAGCGCUCUUUUCUUGACCAUACAAGUCCUCUGCAU
Molecule: messenger RNA, 3213 nt
Organism: Emericellopsis atlantica
Lineage: Eukaryota; Fungi; Ascomycota; Sordariomycetes; Hypocreales; Bionectriaceae
Exons: 1
Coding region: 383-2791 (802 amino acids)
Biological process (GO): regulation of DNA-templated transcription
Cellular component (GO): nucleus
Molecular function (GO): DNA-binding transcription factor activity, RNA polymerase II-specific; zinc ion binding
Source: RefSeq, a predicted model, not a curated record